GGUCAUUUCUCCCAGGCUCCGUCCGAGCCUGUGUGGUCUCUCAUGCGCUGUUGCUAAGGAAAUGGAUGGCUUGAAUGGCUCGGCGGUCCGGGCUGAAUUGUCCUCCUCGCCCCCUCACCGCCAGGCUGCCGUCUCUCCCUCUGUGACCGUGUGUGUUUACAGGAAUCACUGCGAACAACGUGACGCGUCAGGGGCAGCUCUGCACCAGCCGGGUCCAGCGGAGCUGCAGCGGAGGAGCUGAGGAACUGGGGAUUUGACUGGCAGCUGGUACGACACCGAGGGUGGGGAGCGAGGCGGCUGGGCAGUGGGGUCGACGAGCCUGGCUGGCGCUGGGUGAAUGCAGCCUGGAGAGGACAACGGCUGAGGCGGCAGCAGCAGCAGCAGCAUCGACUUAACAAGGAGCAUGGCAUCCACAGGCAUGCAGAUAUUUGGAUUUGUCCUGGCGCUGUUGGGCAUCAUGGGAGCCAUGGUGGCCACGCUGCUGCCCAACUGGAAAGUCAGCGCAGACGUGGGCUCCAACAUCAUCACGGCGAUCUCCCAGAUGCAAGGACUGUGGAUGGACUGCACCUGGUACAGCACAGGCAUGUUCAGCUGCACGCUCAAGUAUUCGGUGCUUUCGCUGCCUGCGUACCUGCAGACUGCUCGCACCACCAUGGUGUUGUGCUGCGUGCUGGCCGCCAUGGGCCUCUGCCUUGCAUCCUUGGGACUAAAAUGCACGCGCUGGGGAGGCGGACGCCGCUCGAAGCGGCACGCCGCGAUCGCCAGCGGCGGCUGCUUUGUGGCGGCGGGAUUUCUGUGUCUGGUGCCCGCUUCCUGGUUUACCAACGAGGUCAUCACCAACUUCCUGGACUCCAGCGUGCCCGAGAGCAAUAAGUUUGAGCCGGGGGGCGCCGUGUACGUGGCCUUUGUUUCGGCAGGCUUCCUUUUAAUGGGGGGGUCCAUCUUCUGUAUGACCUGCUCGGGGAAGAGGCAUGGCCCCCAAGACCUGGUCCUACUCCCUCCCCCUGAUAAACUGCUGCUCCAGCAGCAGCAGCAACAGCUGCUCCAGCAGCAGCAGGAGCUCCAGCACCAGUACUGCUCUCUUUCACCAUUAGACAAUAAGACUGGCUACAGCCUGCAGGACUAUGUGUAAUAAAGCAGCGAUGUGUACGCUACAGCUAAAAGGAGACGAGCCUGAGGGGAAACCAUCACAGCUUAGGCUACACACUAGGCUCUACUCCAGAUGGAGGUGGAGAGAAAAAAAAUGAGAAAGGAGGGCAACAACUUCGAAUUAAUUUCCCUUUCUCCUCUAUCUUGCUCUUCUUCCUUCUUUCUGUUUUGCAAGCACAAGCAGUGGAGGUAUUCCCUGAGCACCGCCUCGGAACAAACGGUGUGAACGUGUAAGGAGCCGGGGUAAGGUGCUGCAGGAUCGAAGGGAGCCGCUAACCAAAUGCAGACAUCCUUCAUCAGUAAAUCACCGAGAGUUCCCCGGGGAAUGGAUUAAGCAAAUAAGGAAGCCUUCCGUGUAGAUUUUUUUUUUUUGUUCCUCGCCAAAGGUUUGAAUUGAAAGAGAAAAAGCAAUCAUUUAGCUGCUAUUUACAAUCGUUCGGUACCUUCCCAUUUGUCAAAUUAGGCAAUAUGAUGCCCGAGAAUAGUAAGUAAAAACCCUUUCAUAGCAAGCCAUUGCAGUUUUUCGUAUUCCACUAGAAUGCAACGUGGACCUGCCAGAAAUAAAAGGUCAUAUUUUUGUUAGCUACUAGAAUGAUGUUGAUAUUUUGCCUCUAAAGCAUGCUGUGUGGAGCCUGUCUGUGUAUUAAUACAGCGGAAUGCCUGGUAGAGGACUGAGCCGUAGCCACACAAUGCCUGUGCCUGAAAAGCUGUAGAAACAUUACCCUGCUGUAAGUGUUCAAAGAGGACUGUCAGGAGGAGUAGACCGUGGGCUGCUGGGCUGGAUUGAAGAAGGAAAAUGGAGACAAACAGUUGCCUACGUCUUUCUCUCUGCAGGUGGGAAUAUGAGAGAGAUGGAGAGAAAUUGACAGGAGAGCGUUCAGUGUGUGAACGGAGCGGACUGUCUGCUAGGGUGAUUUCAUAUUACCAUCCAAACAAUGGCAAUCUGCUUUGUAAGUAGCAGCUACCCAUCCCGAGCCUCGCCAGACACGCACGCCCACACAUACUCACGCUCCAUGUAAACACUCAAGACACGCCGGCUUUUUGCAUGUGCUCCGCUUUUCACUCCUGUCAUCCUCCUCCACACUGCCAUGGAAACGGAAUUCAGCAAUCACAUGUGCUUAUUGUCUGGGGGUAUGUGCUUGUCAGUCAGGGAAGAUGUUUGGACCAGGAGGAUGAUUGGGUGGGGGGUAGGUGGGGAGGAGGGCAUCCUUUACUCUCGCUAUGAGCUUUAAUCGGAGCCUCUGCUCACAGUACUUUUCACCAAUCCCCUUUAUUAGCCCGUGACGUGAGGCGACAUUCCUGCUCGGAGUUCUUGGUCGGAAAAUGCUCCUCUUUGGCUGAAUCGAUGUUUAAUGGUGCAGUGGCAGGGAGGCAAAAAACAAAGAAAAAGGGAGAUGCUUCUUGAGUCACGGUCGACUGGUUAGCGGUGUGUGUGGCAGGCUGCUAAAAAAGGUUUGAGUCAUUCUCCAUAUGUGACUUGUUUUCUAAGUGCGUCAGCAGUGCGCAUAUGUUACCAGCCUGCACCUGCAGAAGCUCUCACUGUCUUAAAUUGCACCCACUUGGCCGUGUAACCAUUCCUCUUUUACCUACCAGUCAUUCUAUCUCUCCAUUUUUUUCUUUUCACUCAACCCGCUUGUCCCGCUUGUGCCACGUGUCACAUGAACUGACAAGAGAACGCUGAUGCAUGUUGAAGGCAUGUCCUCGCCGCUCACACAUAAACAAAAACUCCCCCUCACUCAUAUGUCAGCAGAUAUGCUUUCACAGCUCCCCAGCGUGUCGACUCUUCUGAGGGAAAGAUAUGAGAGGGAUAUCGUUUUUAUGUUUUCAUGAGACAGGCCUUGGCAGUGAUGUAUAGGGCUGCACAUUCUCUCCUUCUCUCUCGUAAACAUGCGGCUUCCUGGGGGAGAGCAGAUGGCUGAGCCCAGCUCGCCACCUGCAGGCUGCUGCCGGCACGCCACGGGCACCUCCGUGGGCAUCGCUGCCGGUCCGGGCAGCCUGGCGAGGGCCGGCUUUCCACCCCGCCCUCGACUUGGCCCUCGCGCCCACGCUUUAGCCGACAGUACCGUCCUCCUGACAACAGCUCACUCUCCAGGCACCAUAACCAAUGCAAUAAACAGAGUAAAGAAUGUGCCAUGUCAUCUACUAAUACUGACACGCUAUGUGUUUCGAGAAUGUGCCAAAUCGUCUCAUGAUGACACGUUUUAAUAAUAAUAAUAAUAAUAAUAUCUGGAGUUCUUUCUGUUUAUUUUUUUAACGCGUCGUUUGUACAUGAAUUAUACAUUAGCGGAUGUUUUAUGGAUUUGUGAUUUGUUCUGCCAGACUAAGUCUCAAGUCAGCUGGAUGCUUGUGUACAGUCCAGUGCAGCUUUCGAGGGUUAUUUUAAAUCCUCUUUAUUCCUUUAUUUCCCAAAGCACAGCAAGACUUCACUGAGUGUUUGGCAAGAAAGACACGACUGUGGUAUUAUAUGAAUGAAAAAACAAAACAAUGGAGAAAAAAAAAGCGUGAUUGUUUUAGGAAUUCUGCAUCACUGUAGGUCUGUGACAACUGUACACAAGUAUCCAGGAUUUUAUGAUGUUUGUUUUUAAACUGUGAGAUCAGGAUUCCUUCAGAUUGUUUCAAUAAGAUACAAUACCAUGUCCAUGCCAUAUCUUCUUUAUAAGAAGACUACUCAGUGCACCUUUACCUGUGUUACUUUAUUUCACAGCAGACUGGUUCAAGUGGCUGAGCAAUGCAAGCUCUCUGGACCAGUGCGAAUACAUCACACAACUGGCACUCUGGAAGUAAAUAAAUAAAAGGCAAAAAAAAAAAGGGGAUCGAUUUCUGUCUGAUAGGAUUCAGCUGGGGAACAGGAGCUAGAAAUUUCUCUUUUUUUGUGGCUGUGCAGCUUGAUCAUCAGCACGCAACUUUCAUUAGCUUAUAAAUGGCCAGAGUGCAAAGUGACUAGGUCCUAAAAUUCUAAAGAGUUACAACUCUUCUGCGUAUACUGUACCGAGACGUUAAUUUUUGAUAACCGCAGCUUAUUUUUGUGAAUGCUUUAGCACUUCUUACUUUGCCAGAGCAUAUUUGUGAUGAUGAACAGUUCACAAGUUCUGAUACAGUUGUCUCAAUGUGCUUGUGCGAGUAGUUCUAUUUUUUACCAAUUAAAACUAUUUUGUGAAAGCA
This is a messenger RNA of Mugil cephalus (flathead mullet), 4311 nucleotides long. RefSeq names its product claudin-20. Bases 404 to 1132 code for a protein of 242 amino acids. Gene Ontology annotation, cellular component: plasma membrane; bicellular tight junction. Gene Ontology annotation, biological process: bicellular tight junction assembly; cell adhesion. The transcript is spliced from 2 exons. Lineage: Eukaryota; Metazoa; Chordata; Actinopteri; Mugiliformes; Mugilidae. Gene Ontology annotation, molecular function: structural molecule activity. The record is from RefSeq and is a predicted model, not a curated record.